AUGGCUUCACAACUGACUCCUGUGCCGCCAGCGGCGUACAACACAUUAGCCACCAUCCCCAAAUCGAAUACAUUUACAUCGAAAUUGCCGCCGGAUCCUGCGUUCGAGACGCCAAAACAGUCCCACGAUGCGCCGCGAGAAACACUUGGCCCGCGCAUCGUCAAAGGCGCAAUGUACACCUAUGUCCGUCCCGAGACCGCCGAAGAACCGGAGCUUUUGGGUGUUAGUCCGCGAGCAAUGGAGGACCUAGGAUUGCAACCAGGCGAGGAAAAAACAGAGGACUUUGUCAGUCUAGUAGCUGGGAAUAAGAUUCUCUGGAAUGAGGAAGAAGGGGGAGUCUAUCCUUGGGCGCAAUGCUAUGGAGGAUGGCAAUUUGGUGCAUGGGCAGGACAGCUCGGAGAUGGCCGUGCUAUCAGUCUUUGCGAGUUGACAAAUCCCAGCACAAAUGUCCGCUACGAACUACAAUUAAAAGGUGCUGGACGAACACCGUACUCCCGGUUUGCGGAUGGCAAGGCGGUCUUGCGUUCAAGCAUUCGUGAAUACGUAGUGUCUGAAGCUCUCGAUGCUCUCGGAAUUCCCACUACCAGAGCACUAUCCCUCACAUUGCUACCAAAAUCCAAAGUCCUGCGCGAACGAAUAGAACCUGGCGCUAUUGUCGCCAGAUUUGCGCAGAGCUGGCUUCGAAUCGGCUCAUUCGAUAUCCUUCAUUCCCGCAAUGAGCGAGAUCUUGUCAGACAACUAGCAACAUAUAUCGCCGAAGAUGUCUUUCCUGGAUGGGAAUCACUGCCUGGGGUAGUCAACCUACCCAAUGAAGGUAGUAGUUCUGGAGAUGUAAAUGUCGACGACCCGCCACGAGGUAUCCCAGCUGCAGAGCUUCAGGGCAAAGAAGGACAGGAAGAAAACAGAUUCACACGGCUAUACAGAGAAAUAGUGCGCCGAAACGCCAAAACGGUAGCUGCCUGGCAAGCAUAUGGAUUCAUGAACGGCGUCCUCAACACCGACAACACCUCCAUAUUCGGCCUAUCCUUGGAUUUUGGCCCCUUUGCAUUCAUGGACAAUUUCGAUCCUUCAUACACACCGAACCACGACGACCACUAUCUGAGAUAUUCAUACAAGAACCAACCCUCAGUCAUAUGGUGGAAUCUAGUUCGCUUGGGAGAGGCAUUCGGUGAACUAAUCGGUGGAGCGGAACGAGUCGACGACGAAGAAUUCAUCACCAAGGGCGUAACCGAGGAAUUUGGCCAAAUCCUCAUCAAACGCGCCGAAACAAUCAUCAACCGUACAUGCGAAGAAUACAGGGCAGUCUUUAAGAACGAAUACGUGCGACUCAUGUCCCGGCGAUUGGGUCUGCUGACCAGCAAGGAAUCUGAUUUUGAGACGCUGUUUUCGGAGUUGCUUGAUACCAUGGAGCAUCUGGAGCUUGAUUUCAACCAUUUCUUUAGAAGAUUAUCUGAUAUUGGUACUGAGGAACUAGAGACAGAUGAGCAGAGACAAGCAAUCGCGAAAAGAUUCUUCCAUAAUGAAGGUGUCGGCGGAGUCGGGAAUACAGAAGAAUCCGCCUGCAAACGCAUAGCGGCGUGGUUGUCUUUAUGGAAGGAUCGAAUCCACGAAGACUGGAAACAAGAUGGAAGAACCGACCAAGAGCGCAAAGAAUUAAUGAAAUCCGUGAACCCGAAGUUCAUUCCUCGAUCCUGGAUCCUAGACGAAGUCAUCGAACGAGUUGAGCACAAAGGUGACCGACAAAUCCUCGGACGCGUCAUGCAAUACGCCCUAAACCCAUUCCAGGAAGAUUGGGGUGUGGACAAGGAUGAAGAAGAAAGGUUCUGUGGUGAUGUGCCUCGGUUCAAGAGGGCUAUGAUGUGUAGUUGUUCAUCUUAG
This is a messenger RNA of Talaromyces marneffei, 1878 nucleotides long. RefSeq lists its product as uncharacterized. Bases 1 to 1878 code for a protein of 625 amino acids. NCBI's taxonomy places the organism in Eukaryota, Fungi, Ascomycota, Eurotiomycetes, Eurotiales, Trichocomaceae. The record is from RefSeq and is a predicted model, not a curated record. The transcript is spliced from 6 exons.